AUGGGAAUCUUUGGCAAGAUCAAGUUCUACACCAAGUCGUUUGUUUUCGGCUCCUUGCUUCUUGUAUGCGCCCUUUACGGUGUUUUUGCCAGUAUCAUCCUAAGAAUAGUGGGCAAAGAAGAGUAUGCUCAGUAUACUGUAGCCCGAGUAUUCCAUUUUCUUUUUUCGAAAAUCUUGGGCGUGAAGGUGACAAUUAAGAAUGAACAUCUCUUGCAAAACCCAUCGGUUGUUGUUUCAAACCACCAGUCAGCUUUGGAUAUCUUGAUUUUGGGCAGAUUGUUCCAGCCCGGGUUUACUGUCACUGCCAAGAACUCAUUGAAAUAUGUGCCAUUUUUGGGCUGGUUUAUGCUUGCGUCAAAAACCUUCUUUUUGGACAGAUCUAAAAGCGAGAAAGCGAGGAAAGUAUUGGGGAAUGCCCUCUCUGUGCUCAAGAUACAAAAGCGCUCCAUCUUCAUGUUCCCCGAGGGAACAAGGUCCGCUGCCAAGAAAUUGGAAUUGCUUCCUUUCAAAAAGGGCGCAUUCCACCUAGCCAAGCAGGGCCGCAUCCCGGUGACUCCUGUUGCCGUCUCAAACUACAGCACGAUAUUCCAUUCAGGCGACAAAGUGUUCAACCAGGGAGAAAUUGUCAUCGAGGUGUUGAAGCCCAUGUCCACAGAAAAUCUCAAGACGAAUGAAGAUGUGACGAAGUUCACCAAUGAGGUCAGUGAGAAGAUGCUCAAGACAAUAGAGUCCUUAGGAUACGCAUCUACGAAGGCGCAUAAAGUGAAGGAGGCUCAACGCCUCGCAGCUGAGUCUUCUGAUGUCCAGUCGGAUGUAAGUGUGGAGGUUGUUGACGAGACAAGGCCGUUGAUUUCCACAGAUUAG
Messenger RNA from Metschnikowia bicuspidata var. bicuspidata NRRL YB-4993, 864 nucleotides. It is a transcript of the gene SLC1, whose product is annotated as 1-acylglycerol-3-phosphate O-acyltransferase. The transcript has a single exon. The record is from RefSeq and is a predicted model, not a curated record. Lineage: Eukaryota; Fungi; Ascomycota; Pichiomycetes; Serinales; Metschnikowiaceae. Gene Ontology annotation, biological process: phosphatidic acid biosynthetic process. Gene Ontology annotation, molecular function: 1-acylglycerol-3-phosphate O-acyltransferase activity. Gene Ontology annotation, cellular component: endoplasmic reticulum; membrane. Bases 1 to 864 code for a protein of 287 amino acids.